Molecule: messenger RNA, 747 nt
Organism: Tetrahymena thermophila SB210
Lineage: Eukaryota; Ciliophora; Oligohymenophorea; Hymenostomatida; Tetrahymenidae
Product: tyrosine phosphatase
Exons: 1
Biological process (GO): negative regulation of MAPK cascade; protein dephosphorylation
Cellular component (GO): cytoplasm
Molecular function (GO): MAP kinase tyrosine/serine/threonine phosphatase activity; protein tyrosine/threonine phosphatase activity
Source: RefSeq, a predicted model, not a curated record
AUGAGUAGCAGUAAUUAGUAGAUAGAUGUUAAAUCUCCUGCUAACUCAAAUAGGGCCAAGGAAAAGGAAAAUUAGGACAACUAAGACAAAUAAAAAGUAUUAAAUAAGAAGCUUGAUAUGAUAUUUUAGCAAGUUAAGAUAUUAUAUGCUCUUUAAUAUACUAAAACUGAUAAGUAUCCUAAUUAGAUUAUCCCAAACUUGUAUUUAGGAUCUGUAGGAGCGGCACUAAGUAAAGAUGUGCUAGUUGAAUUAAAUAUUAAAUAUGUAUUAACAGCAAUGGAAGAAUUUAAGCAUCCCUUUUAAGAUAUCAUAACAGAAUAUAAAAUAAUCAGGAUUAAAGACUCUAAAAAUGAAAAUAUUAUUAAUUAUUUUGAAGAAUCUAAUGAAUUUAUGCAUAAAGCUAUAUCAAGCAAUUAAAAUGUUUUAGUCCAUUGUUUUGCUGGUGUUUCAAGAUCUACUUCACUUGUCUUAGCUUACUUAAUGAAAUACCAAAAUAAAACAUUAGAUGAAGCUUUAAAUAUUACAAAAUAAGCAAGACCAGUAAUUUAGCCAAAUUAAAACUUUCUUGCUUAGCUUAAAAAGUAUGAAGAAUUAUUAAAAAAAGAAAAUACAGAAUAGCAGCCUGAAGACUAAAAGGAAAAAGAUCAAAAUGUUAAUGAAAAUUAGUAGCAAUAACAAAAUGAUUUAGUUGAAUAAUAAGUUGAAGAAAAUAAAUAAGAAACUGAAUAGGAAAAUAAAUAAAAUUGA